AUGCCUACAGAUACUGCUGGUGUAACAGCGUCGUCAGCUACACCACCGAAUCUUUAUGGUGGAUUAGAAGGACCUGAUUCUAUGUAUUUAAAAUUAAUUUCAUCCGAUGGGCAUGAGUUUGUUGUACGCCGUGAUUUCGCUAUAACUGCAUCACCGACAAUAAAAAAUAUGCUUAGCGGCCCUGGACAAUAUUCGGAAUCACAACCAAAUGAAAUCUAUCUAAAGGAUAUUCCUUCUCAUGUACUCAUAAAUGUUUGCCGCUAUUUUGCCUAUAAAGCCAAGUACACAAAUUCAUCGAUUGAUAUUCCUGAAUUUCCAAUUGAUAUUCAAGUUGUACUUGAGUUACUCGUUGCAUCAGAUUUUUUGGAUUGUUAA
This is a messenger RNA of Rotaria socialis, 375 nucleotides long. The record is from the annotation of a GenBank genome assembly. NCBI's taxonomy places the organism in Eukaryota, Metazoa, Rotifera, Eurotatoria, Philodinida, Philodinidae.